UAAAAUAGAAUUUGGCAAAUAAACAAGCACUUCUUAUAAACUCCGUAAUGACGUUAAUUUACUUACCAAAUUCGCUUCGUGUGACACAAUUGUUAUUCUAAGCGCAAAUGAGCGACAUUUGUGUUAAGUACAAUAAAAAUGAGAGCAAACUAUUAUUUCAUUGUAUAUCAAGAGAAAGUUAUUAUUUUUGGGUAAGGUCUUUUUUAUUUAAGUGGCAAAAUACAUAAUGAUCUAAUUUUAUUUCGAGUUGCCAUAUGAUACGCCUUUGAUUUCCUGCUAUUUACUUUAUUUAAUACGCGUUUUAAGAAAAUUUAAACAUUCCCACAUCUGUUUUAGCCAGUGGUGACCUUGGCUAACAUAUUUCAGAAUAUGCCUUGGUCUAUAAAACCCAUAUCAACUAAAUUGCGAGGGUUAGUAUCUACUAAGGUUCCUGUCAAAAAGGCGAACAAUGCGCGGCAGAAUUCUAUUGUUGUGUGCAUUAAUUUGCCUUUUUGUUAUUUUGACUGAGGCUAGACAGAGGAAAGUUAAUCGUUCGGGAUCCAGAUCCUUGGCCGCCAAGAGUGGACUUAGGAAUCAACGAAGUAAGGCCAGUCGAGGAAACAGACUCUCUGCCAGAACGAAGAAUGCCAGGAAACGCCGACGGAAUGCGGCCAAGAGCAACCGAAGGCGCCGUAAUUUGGCCAAGAGGUCAAGUCCUAAAAGCAAGGCCAAGUCAAACGCGAGCAGUAGUCGAUCAAGUUUUGUCACAAUACCAUUGGACUUUCAAAAAAAUUUUGUUCGAACCACCGACAAUCUGCGAUUGGAGAAGUCCUUUUUGGCCCGACGUUAUGGUUCUAGUUUUGCCAAGACAGGAACCGCGAUCCUGACAAAUGUGGCGAAUAUGGAGUACACCUGCAAAAUGAGCAUUGGCACACCCUACCAGAAGUUCAAAGUACUUCCGGAUACUGGUAGUUCGGAUAUUUGGGUGCCAGGACCGCAUUGUGAGAGCAAGGCCUGCAGGAAACAUAACGACUAUCGACCCGGAAAGUCCAGUACCUAUGUAGAGGACGGCACGCCCUUUGACAUUGUCUAUGGAUCGGGUAGUGUGGCAGGAGAGGAGGCCGAGGACACGGUGAGUGUGGCUGGACUGGCGGUGACCAAUCAGACCUUCGCAAUCACUAUCGAGGAACCGGGCAGCGCCUUCGUGACGGCAAGUUUCGACGGAAUACUGGGUCUGGGCUACCAGUCCCUUUCCGUGAAUCAUGUUAAAACCUUGGUACAGAACAUGUGCACGCAGAAGUUGAUCACCAACUGUGAGUUUUCCAUUUGCAUGAAGGGUGGCGGCAGUUCCUCCCGAGGUGGUGCUCUCAUUUUUGGUAGCUCCAAUACCACCGCUUAUAGUGGAUCGAAUAGCUACACCUACACUCCAGUGACCAAAGAGGGAUACUGGCAAUUUAACCUGGAGGGCAUCUACGCGGGCAGCACCAAAGUGGUUGGCUCUGUGCCGGCGAUGGUGGAUUCCGGGACUUCGUUGCUCACAGCUCCACCAAGAAUCUUCGAAAAGAUCAAAAAGAUUAUCGGCUGCACUGAGACCUCCAGUGGAGCUUGCUGGAUGAAGUGCUCGAAGAAAAUUCCGGACAUCAUCUUUGUCAUUGCGGGCGUGAAAUUCCGCAUCAGUGGAGAAAAGACGAAGAGGAGGGUGCGGACUAGAAAGGGCAAGAUCAUUUGCAUAUCGGCCUGGACAAAAGAGAACUUCGAACUAGUAAUCCUGGGCGAUGCCUUUAUCAUGCAUUUCUGCACGGUCUUCGACUUGACCAACAAUCGCAUUGGAUUCGCCGCCUCCACUUAGGCUAAUCCUCAUUAUUUAAAAUUGUACCUACUGAUCUCAAAUACAGGGGUCAUCAUAAAUUGUAAUAUUCCUGAUUUAUUUGGUUAAAAAAAUUACAGCUUAAAUUAAAAUAAAUAUUAGUUUUAG
This is a messenger RNA of Drosophila rhopaloa, 1954 nucleotides long. Its product is annotated as lysosomal aspartic protease. Gene Ontology annotation, molecular function: aspartic-type endopeptidase activity. The coding region runs from base 449 to 1828 and encodes 459 amino acids. The transcript has a single exon. Gene Ontology annotation, biological process: proteolysis; cell death. Gene Ontology annotation, cellular component: lysosome. The record is from RefSeq and is a predicted model, not a curated record. NCBI's taxonomy places the organism in Eukaryota, Metazoa, Arthropoda, Insecta, Diptera, Drosophilidae.